Messenger RNA from Neltuma alba, 1659 nucleotides. RefSeq names its product acyl-CoA-binding domain-containing protein 1. Bases 237 to 1319 code for a protein of 360 amino acids. The transcript has 6 exons. Gene Ontology annotation, molecular function: protein binding; fatty-acyl-CoA binding. Lineage: Eukaryota; Viridiplantae; Streptophyta; Magnoliopsida; Fabales; Fabaceae. The record is from RefSeq and is a predicted model, not a curated record.
ACGUCUCAGGCGCCAAUUCUCACUUCUGGGCGUUCUUUUCCGGCGCAUAUCUUUACACACCCCCCCUCUGGAAAAUCACUCUCGCAAUCUACGCCAACUUCGUCAAUUCCUAGGGUUUAUCGUCUCCAUCUCUCUCUCUAUAGAUAGGGUUUUUGAUUUUGCAUUCGACCGCUCGAAUCCCAAUUGUAUAAGCUCUUCUAGGGUUUCGCCUACACUUUUUCCAUACGUCCAUCAAUAUGGGUGAGUGGCAGUCACUUAUCCAAUCCAUUUUUCUUGGCCUCAUUUUCUCUUUCCUCCUUGCCAAGCUGAUAUCCAUCGUCGUAUCAUUCAAGGACGAUAAUCUGACUAUUACUCGCCGCAGUAUUAGUAGCAGCGACCAUCUAAGUAAUCGGAGCAAGAUAGAACCCGAUGUCAGCCCGUUUGCGCGCAGGCCUGAUGCCUAUGAAGGCGAGCACCAUGAGAUUGAAUCGGUCAUGGCGGAGCAGGGCAGCGUGAGAAAUGAAAGUGUGGACGGUGAUGACGACAGUGACGACGAUUGGGAGGGAGUGGAAAGUACAGAAUUGGACGAGGCCUUCAGUGCCGCAACGGCUUUUGUGGCUGCCGCUGCUGCUGAUCGGCUCUCGCAGAAGGUAUCCAGUGAUGUGCAGCUCCAGCUGUAUGGGUUGUACAAAAUUGCAACCGAAGGGCCCUGUAGUACGCCACAGCCUUCGGCACUGAAAAUGACGGCCCGAGCCAAAUGGCAAGCAUGGCAGAAAUUGGGUGCCAUGCCCCCUGAAGAUGCAAUGCAGAAAUAUAUUGAUAUUGUGACAGAGCUAUAUCCAAGCUGGUUAGAUGGCGCGGCUUUGAGGAGCAAAAGUGGAGAUGGUGUAGGCCCAAGUUCAGGGUCUUCAGAGUCUAAGGGACCAAUGGGGCCUGUAUUCAGCACUUUUGUGUAUGAAGAGGAAGCUGGCAGUGAUUUAAAAAUUGAUGCAAUUCAUGGAUUUGCCAGAGAAGGAGACUCCACUAAUCUGCUCAAGUGUAUUGACAGUGGUGUUUCAGUGAAUCUGAAGGACAGUGAGGGUCGGACACCAUUACAUUGGGCUGUGGAUCGAGGUCACCUUGAGGUCACAGGUCAGCUUGUUAGUAGGGAUGCUGAUGUAAAUGCCAAGGAUGAUGAUGGGCAGACUCCAUUGCAUUAUGCUGUUGUGUGUGAGAGAGAAGCCAUAGCUGAGUAUUUAGUGAAGCAUAAUGCUGACCCAGAUUUGAAGGAUAAUGAUGGCAGUUCGUCACGUGACAUCUGCAAGUCAAACUGGCCUUGCAUGCAACCUGUGGGGAAGUAAAUGAUUGAUUAUUAGGUCUUUUGCUGAUCUUGGCACUUGGCAAAUUCCUUCGGAUGUAUAUGUCUAUUCCUGGCAUCUUUAUGUUUUUCACUGUAGGCUAUGCCCGUGCAUCCGUAGGAUUUUCAUAAUCAAUUCGAUUUUGAUAUGUUCCUGUCCCUGCCUGCCAGAUCCCACAACGACCCCCCUUUUUUCCGGUUAUAUUUGAUGGAAAAAUCUGCACGAAAUUAGACCUGUAUUCUUGUGCGUUGCAUGAAAUCUAAAAGGAUGAGAUGCAUUAUUUAUGACUUGUGAAUAAUAUAUUUAUUAUAGAUUUUAUUACGUAGAUCUAUAUAUUGAUAUA